UUUCUUCAUUUCCUGACCUAUGCAAAAAUAAGAAUAUCCCAAUUCAUUUAGAUGACAAUCUCCCUGCUUCUAAUAAUGUUAAAAACAAACAACAAAUAGCUUCCGUAACUUGUGAUAAACAGAAACCAAUGCUGCAAAUAACAGCUGAUAAAAUCCAAAAGACUGUUCCCAUAUUAUCUCGGUAUAAUUCAUUGCAAUCUUCUAAAAAUAAAUCUUCCUUACUCCAGAAGCAAGCUGGGUUUUCUUCAGGCAUUGCCACAAACAAAUCUAGUGAAGAAAACCAAUGUGAAAAUGUUUCAGAAACAACUAGUCUUGGUUCUUCCCACUCUAAACAGUUCAAAGAUUUUCAUAGAUUCAGUAGUUCUGUUGAAGAUCACUUUACAGCCAGUCAAAUCGUCUAUUGGCAAUCAUCAGAAGAUUUCUCAGAGAGUUUCAAUGAUACUACCAUUCCAUAUCAGCAUAUACCUGAAAUUUCUUAUCACUGUGAUAAUGAUAAAUCAAAUACUAAAUUAUCAAAAGACAUUAUACAAGUUGACAGCAAUAAGCAACCAGGUCAGAGAGAAGUGAUCUUAGAAACAGUAGAACGAAAUGAUCAAGAUAUCAAGGUGCAGAAGAUUCAAAUUAAUAAAGAAAGCUUACAAAAGGCAUGGAAUUUAGUGAAAGAGAAUGACGAAACUAUUGAGAAAUUCCAAGGGUUUUCUACAGGGAGUGGGCAAAAGAUUCAGUUAAACCAAAAAAGUUUAGAGAAGGCACAAAAUUUAGUGUAUGAUAAUGAUGAAACUGUUGAGAAAUUCCAAGGAUUUUCUACAGCAAGAGGGCAGAAGAUUCAGAUAAACCAAAAAAGCUUACAAAAAGCACAAAAUUUAUUGAAUGAUAGUGAUGAAAUUGUUGAGAAAUUCCAAGGUUUUUCUACAGCUAAAGGACAAAAAAUUCCGAUAAACCCACAAAGUUUAAUGAGUGACUGUGAUGAAACUAUUGAGGAAUUUCAAGGGUUUUCUACAGCUAAAGGGAAGAAGAUUCAGAUAAACCAAAAAAGCUUACAAAAGGCACAAAAUUUAUUGAAUGAGAAUGAUGGAACUGUUGAGAAAUUCCAAGGGUUUUCUACAGCUAAAGGGAAGAAGAUUGAAGUAAACGAAAAGACCUUACAAAAAGUACAAAAUUUAGAGAAUGAGAAUGAUGGAAUUGAUGAGAAAUUCCAAGGAUUUUCUACAGCUAAAGGGCAAAAGAUUCAAAUAAAUGAAAAGAGCUUACAAAAAGCACAGGAUUUAGUGGAUGUGAGUGAUGGAACUGUUGAGGAAUUUCAAGGAUUUUCUACAGCUAAAAUGCAAAAAAUUCAAAUAAAUGAACAAAACUUCAAGAAGGCUGAACACUACAUCACUGACAAUACACAGUAUCUAAAAUCUGCUUUAUUUUCUGAAGCAUUAAAUUCUAUAAAAAACAGUGACUUAGAAUCUAUUGAAUUGGUUAGGGAUAUGCAGAAUAUGAAGAAAAAGAAAUUUGAAGAAAGUAGAAGUCUUAAAAGAAAACUUCCAAUAAAAUCUUAUUCUGACAAACAAUUGCCAAAAAGAUUUUGUCCAUUUAAAUCUCCAAGAAUAAAUAAUAAACCUGUACUACUUCAAAAUAAAUUCAGUAACAAUACUAUUAAGAAUGUUGAGCUCAAUGAUAAAGACUGCCAUGUAUUGUGUGAUGAAAAGAAACCUAGUACUGAUUCUCUUCUUAAAAACCAAAGUUCAGAGGACAUAAUUGAAAAUGCAGCUAGUGGUAAAUAUGAAUUGAAAAGUACUAUUCCAUUGAUUAAUUUAACAGAGAAAAAUAUAUAUAAUGAAACAAAGGAACAAAAUAUCAGUAAUGAAAGAAAGUUGGGGGAUAAUCUUAUAGAAAUAAAAAAUUAUAUAACUGUAGCUGAAGCUAUAGAUGAUGGUAAAACUGAAGGUGAUGGUCAUUUAAGAGUGUCUACCACAAUAAGAAAUGAACAGUUAGAAGAAAAUAUUCAAAAUUCCCCAUCUGAUGGCUUUAAGAUAAUUGGUGAUGAAAAAGACACAAAAACCCAAGCAUUAUUGGCAGGUGAAAAUGAAUUUGUUAGACCAGGUACAACAGGCCUUGAGACUCAUGAAUUUUUAUCUUCAAACAUGACAGUAUCUUCUACCUCAGCAUCUGAUAGAAAGCUUUGUAAUAAGGAUGGGCCACAAUUACUUGUCAACUCUCAUUCUAAUUUGAAAGCAGAAAAUAUAUUAAAUGAAAAGUCAGUGAUUGAAAUAAAACAAUCUCUUGAGAAAAAUGUAGUAAAUGAUCUUUUGUUUACUGAUUUAAACUCUUCUGAAGUUAGAAUAGCUGCAAUGACAUCUGUCAGUAACACUUUGUCAGAUUUAGUGAAAGAGAAAUCAAUGAUUUCCUCAAAUGAAGAAAUUCCAGAACAAUGUGACCAAUUGUUAGAUGAGCUUCAGAAAAUUUUUUCAGAAGAUACUACUUUUGAUCCAAUUGAAACAUCUGAUAGUAAAAAAAGAAACUUUUCAGAAAUAUCUGAUGAAAACUCUACCUCAGUUUGCAAAAGAUCUAAGUGCUCUUCUGAAAAUUCGAAAUCAGUAUCCAUUCAUAAUGAAAAAGAAGAGGAUUGUGAGAACAUAAUAUCAAAAAAUUCUGAAAUUUCUGAUGAUAUAUUAGCACAAUCAAUGGAAAUAUAUGAAAACCAACCUUUAAGAUCAGCAGUUAAUACUUCAUCCCCUAUACAUGAGAUAAAACUUCAUAAUACCAAUAAGCAAAUACAGCAUGUUGAUGAUAUUCCUGUUGAGAACCAAAUGAAUGAUGAUAUCUCAGAUGAACAAGCUAUGACAUCUGCAGUUGAAAAGAUGGAAAAGGAAUUUUAUUGUAUUAAAAAUAACACAAGGCAAGGAGCUCUUGAAAAAGAUCAUAUCUCUAAACAAAAAGAAACUGAGAAAUCUAUCUCCACUUGUCACAACAAUACAACUGGAUGUUUUGUAGCAUUUCAAACAGCUUUAGGUAAAAAUGUUACUGUUUCAGAGAAGUCUGUCGAAUGUGCUAAACAGAUUUUCUCUAAGAACUGUAAUGAAGAGAAUAAUAAAACUGGGCCUUUUGUAGCAUUUCAAACAGCUUUAGGUAAAAAUGUUACUGUUUCAGAGAAUUCUAUCAAAUGUGCAAAACAGAUUCUCUCGAAGAACAAUAAUGAAGAGAAUUCUGCAAGUAAAGUAUUAGAGCAUGAAAUGUUACAGAGUCAUAUAUCAUCAGUAAAACCAAACCAGUCUGGAAUCGAGAGAAAUUCUACCGAUGCUAGUGAAAAAAAUGAGAUUGACCCACCAUAUCCAAGUAUAUUUGAAAAUUUGCAACAGGAAAACCAAAAACUUUUAAAGUUAAACAGUAAAACAAAUUCUGCUCUCUGGAAACCCUCCGUUUCACAUGGAACUGAAGACCGGCAGAGAAUUCUUCCUGUGGUUACAGAUCCUAUCCAGUUCCAUGAUUUUAGUUCAGAUAAGAAGGACUGUAAUUUCCAGUCCUUACUCUCACCAAACAUUUUCCAAGGAACAACAAGCCAUUCUGUGAAAUCUACUGCUAUCGUAUCACAGAAUACAAAAGUAUCUGACUUCAAAACUCCUUAUCGUAAAACAGGCAUUUCCCUGCCAGACAAUAAAAGACAUAUUAAAGCAAGAUCGAUCUUGGACAAUAAAGAUAAAGAAUCAAUGAACAAACCUAUAUUUAAAGGUUAUCAACCUUCAGCUUGCACAUCAUUUUCUAAAGAAAGCAUUUGUUCCAAUAACAGUAGUAAUUUCAAAUCACUUCCAACAGACAUGAGUACAACACUAAGUUCUGACAAAAGUGAUGCAUCAGAUAUUGAAUAUUCAGAGGUUUCUGAGGAUACAGCUGCAGAGAAAGUUACAUUGCCUUAUAUAAAAUUUCCCAAAUCAUUUUCCUGUCAAGAUCUAUCAUCAAAUACAACUGGAAAGAAACAUGAAAAUGUAAUUCCAUGUAAUAUUAAUGAAAUAACAAGAAAAUGUUUAGCCUCAAAAAGUUUGGGAGAUACUGAAAUAAGAAGCACAAAUCCAGCUUCUACCAAGUCUGAAUGCAUCACAAUUUCUUUGUACCAUGAAAAACAAGAUUCUAAUUACCCUGAAAAUUGUCUAAACCAUUCAGAAACUGGGCUUAGUGCACCUUGUCAUCAAAGAAAUAAAAGUGAAGAAUUACCUAUAAAAGAUCGCAAAAUUCAUUGGAAUAUUAAUAGUGAUGAUAUAAAUCCUGAAAAAAAUGAUCCAUCUCUCUUGUCUUCCGCUGUAGCUUCCAACUAUGAAAACAAGAAUUCAGAAUUUUCCAAAUCUGAAAAUUUGAUUAGUUUUCAAAAAGCUCGAUGUGAUCAAGAUACUAUAAUAAUGAAGAAAAAAAAUAAAAAUAUCCAACCCAACAUUGGUUUAUUAAUGUCCCAGAAACAAUCAGAAAGACAACACAAGAUUUUGGACUUCUUAAAAGACACUUCUUUCGUUCAAUAUUCACAUCAGCAGCUUUUUGCUUUUGGUGUACGACAAAGUGUUUUAAACAUCAACUCUACAAAUGCGGAGAAUUAUCAUUUUCAACUGUCUGACUUCUACAAUAUUAGCUACUUUGAUAAAUUUGUUAUUGGUGAUGGUGCAUUACUGGUACCCAAUGACUCAGGAAGUGCUGGCAAAAAAGAAUUCUUUAGAUCAUUCUUAACAAUUGAAUCUGUGGACCCUAAUCUGAUAUCCAGAGCCUGGUUCUUUAAUCAUUACCGCUGGGUUAUCUGGAAACUAGCUGCAUAUGAAGUGACUUUACCCACUUUAUUUGGUGGAAGAUGUCUCUCUCCUGAAAUGGUUGCUCUUCAGCUCAAGUAUAGAUAUGAUCUUGAAAUUGAUAACUGUAAGAGGUCAGCUUUGAGGAAGGUUACUGAACGUGAUGAUACACCAGCAAAGAGGAUGAUUUUGUGUGUGUCAAAUGUUAAUAAAGAGUUAAUGAAAGCUGAUAUGUCCUCAACGAUUCAGAAUACUGAGCAAUGUAUUGAAGUUACUGAUGGCUGGUACUCUUUGAAAAUGAUCCUUGAUAAUCAAAUAAUGAACUUAGUUGCCAACAAGAAGAUCAGAGUUGGUCAAAAGUUGUGUAUCUGUAAAGCUGAGCUAGUUGGGAGUGAAGAAGCCUUCAACCCACUUGAGGCAUACUCUCAAGUUCAGCUGAAAGUCAAUGGGAACUGCUGCCGCCCUGCUAAAUGGAAUAGUAGAUUGGGAUACCAGCGUGACCCUCGACCUUUUGCCAUCCCUAUCUCCCAUAUAAACCAAAAUGGUGGAUUGAUUGGUUCAGUUGAUGUUGUUAUAGCUCGAAUCUAUCCUAUAAGGUACAUGGAAAAAGUAAGUGGAUCAAGAGCUGUUUUCCGGUCAAGUCAUAAUGAGCGUAAAGCAGAAGAACAAUACAAAAGAAUUCAACAGGAAACACUUGAGAGAGUUUAUAACAAGGUGCAGCAAAACUAUAAAGAGAUUGUAUCAAAAGGAAAUAAUGGGAAGCCAAAACAGUUUACUCAUAAGGACAUUGCUAUUUUGGACAGUGGCAGAGAUAUUUAUGAUGCAAUAUUGUCAGCUUUACACCCUGAAAGUGUUCAAGAAUAUCUUACCGAACAUCAAAGAACACUGUUAGCCAAUUAUCAGCAAGAAGUUCAAAAUUUAAGAAAUCAGAAAAUACAAGAUGAAUUACAGAAAGCUCUUUCAGAUGAAAAUGAGAAGAAUCCAAAACGCAAUGUUGUUGCUGUUUUAAAAGCAAGAUUGGUGGGCUGCAGUGAACGAGAUCAAGAACCACUUGCCACUACGCUAUUGACUAUAUGGAAACCAACAGAAGAACUCAUAAACACCUUGUCAGAGGGUUCAAGAUAUCGUAUCUACAACCUGGUCCCUGCACAGGCUCGAUUUCAAUCCCUGAAAACUACAUCUGUCCACUUGACUGUGACUCGAUCAACUCACUUUGAAUGUCUGAAAAUAGAUGCAAGCAAGCUUUCGGAAAUAUAUUCUCCAAGAAAGGUAUUUACCACCGCAAACAUAAUAACUGACCCCUGCCUACAAAAUUAUUAUGAGGUCGAUAUGGCUGGAAUAGUAUUAAAUAUUUCAAAGUCUCUCACAAUAAACCACCAUAAACUUGAACAGUUACAUGCAGUUGAUGUUGAAGGGAACAUUUUCACAAUUUGUUUCUGGGGCUAUAUGCAGGUAUUUUCAGUGGAUAAUAUUCUACAAGAAGGUGUUGUUUUCGCUGCAAAGAAUCUAUUAAAGUACAGACAAGAUGGACCUCAUUCCGUUACUGUUGACGCUAGCACUGAGAUCUCUGAUUUCACUCUAAAUCCACAAUCUGGUCACAUGAAAGAGUGUGUAAGUCAGCUGAAAGAUUUAAAGGUGAAAGAAGGAUUUCUAUCAGCAGCUUACAAGAAAUUAGAACAAGGAAAACUGUCUUUAAAUCUUCAGGGUGCAGAGCAGAAAUAUCAUGUAAAAGAGAAUGUUUUGCACACUUCAUCUUCAGAUGAUUCCAUGAAGGCUCAGAAAGUUACUCAACAAAUGAAAAUGUCCAGACUUCUCGCGUGUGGUGCUGCAUCCAGCUUGCCUCAUUUAGCCAGUUGCUCGUCUCCUUCUGUACAUAAAGCAUUUAAGGCUCCUACCUUAACCAAAGCUAAAAAAUGACCAGUUCCUUACAUAUGUAGUUUUGUAUUAUAUUGCUUUCAUUCACAUUUAUUAUUCCAUUAAAUAGUUCUAACCACUUGUAAAUCUGCCAAAGUCAAACACAAUCUUUUCUCUUUUUGUUAAAUCACUUAAUCUGUAAAUGUUAUAUAUAAGCACGUAUGUGGUUGUGUGGUAACAAAUUUGCUUCACAACCACCACAUGGUGCUCCUGCAUGGCCACAGUCAAAUGACUGAAGCAAGUAAAAAAAUAUGGGCAUGGGUGUGGCUGUGUCAUAAGAAGUUUGCUUCUUAACCACAUGGUUCAGUCCCACUGUGUGGCACCUUGGGCAAGUGUCAUCUACUAUAGCUCCAGGCCAACCAAGGCCUUGUGAGUGGAUUUGGUAGAAAGAUUUUGAAAGAAGCCCAUCGCGUGUGUCUGUUUGUCCCCACCAUUGCUUGACAACCAAUGUUGGUUUGUUAUAUCCCCAUAACUUAGCAAUGCAGUAAAGUGACCAUUAGAAUAAAUACCAGUCUGAAACAAGUAAAAAGAUUUUUUUUUAAAAAUACAUACAUAUGCAUACAGUGGAGUCUCUAUAUAUGAACAGAAUCCAUUCCAGAGCCCUUUGUCUAUUACAUAAGUAAUUGAACUCCAUAUAAAUAAAUGUAAUCCAAUCCAAGCCACACUCAAACUCCACAUAACGGCAUGAAAUGAUGUUUUAUUUGUUCAUCUAUCAAUAGCAAAUAAAUAAAUAUAUACACGUA
Messenger RNA from Octopus bimaculoides (California two-spot octopus), 7408 nucleotides. RefSeq lists its product as uncharacterized. The record is from RefSeq and is a predicted model, not a curated record. NCBI's taxonomy places the organism in Eukaryota, Metazoa, Mollusca, Cephalopoda, Octopoda, Octopodidae. Gene Ontology annotation, cellular component: nucleus. Gene Ontology annotation, biological process: regulation of DNA-templated transcription; double-strand break repair via homologous recombination.